Molecule: messenger RNA, 336 nt
Organism: Lemur catta (Ring-tailed lemur)
Lineage: Eukaryota; Metazoa; Chordata; Mammalia; Primates; Lemuridae
Product: elongin-C-like
Exons: 3
Coding region: 46-336 (96 amino acids)
Biological process (GO): ubiquitin-dependent protein catabolic process
Cellular component (GO): elongin complex
Molecular function (GO): protein-macromolecule adaptor activity
Source: RefSeq, a predicted model, not a curated record
UACGAAGAGGAGAAAACCUAUGGUGACUGUAAAAGCCCUGAUGUCAUGUAUGUCAAAUUGAUAUCUUCUAAUGGUCAUGUAUUUAUUGUAAAAAGAGAACAUGUCCUAAGAUUAGGAACACUAAAAGCCAUGUUGAGUGGCCCAGGUCAGUUUAUCCCUUUACACACCAAUGAGGUCAAUUUUAGAGAGAUCCCUUCACACGUGCUAUCAAAAGUAUGCAUGCAUUUUACCCACAAGGUUUGCUACACUAACAGUUCCAUGAAAAUUCCUGAAUUCCCAAUUGCACCUGAAAUUGCAUUGGAACUGCUGAUGGCUGCAAACUUCCUAGAUUGUUAA